This is a messenger RNA of Penicillium angulare, 2595 nucleotides long. RefSeq names its product putative RNAPII degradation factor Def1. Lineage: Eukaryota; Fungi; Ascomycota; Eurotiomycetes; Eurotiales; Aspergillaceae. Gene Ontology annotation, molecular function: ubiquitin binding. Bases 1 to 2595 code for a protein of 864 amino acids. Gene Ontology annotation, cellular component: nucleus; cytoplasm. The transcript is spliced from 2 exons. The record is from RefSeq and is a predicted model, not a curated record.
AUGUCCGACGUUCAGAACCGACCCUCUGCCCGAGGCAGAGUAUCCGCCCGUGGUGGACGCGGUGGUUACAGCAACAGAGGUGGCCGGGGUGGAAGCAGCAGAUCCAAUGCAGACAGCUCAGACCUCCCCUCCUUUGAUGAAGGUGAAAUCGGACAAAUGAAGAAGAAGUAUUCCGACACUCUGCCUACUCUCCGAGAAUUAUUCCCCGACUGGAAAGACGAGGACCUCGCAUUCGCACUAGAGGACUCAAAUGGUGAUCUCGAGGAAGCAAUUGAGCGCAUCACUGAAGGCAAUGUAUCGCAGUGGGGAGAAGUCAAAAAGAAGACCACAGACCGCACUCGCCCUAAAGCCAAGGAGGUUCAGAGCACCUCGACCGAGCCGACUGCAGCUUCCGUCCGUGGAGCCCGUGGUCGCGGCGGAUUCGAAGGGCGUGGUCGUGCCCGCGGAGACCGAGGUCGUGGCGGCCGUGGUGGCCGGGCAGGCGCUCAAGCUGCCAAUGGAGCUCGUGUCGUCAGCACCGCAGAGUCUGUGCCGGCAGUUGCGACAGUGGCAGAGACAGAGCCUGUUACAUCUAAGGCAGGAGAAGAAGCUGAGACUGAAUCUGCAGCUGUUGACUCCGAGCCUAAGACUAGUGUGAUUCCUGAUGGUGCAAAGAAGGGAUGGGCUAGCUUGUUUGCCAAACCUGCUCCUCCUCCCCCACAGAAGAAACCGCCACAGGCUGCUCCCGCGCCCGCACCUGCACCUGCGCCUAUUCCCGAGAAGCCCGUUGAGCCUGUGCCAAAACAGAAGGCCCCCGAGCCUGCACCGGUACCGGCCGCAGCUCAGAAGACUCCUGUUGCUAAGCCGACCGUCCCCGCCGUUCCUACCGUUCCUGUCAUCCCCGCUACAGCUGGCAAGCAACACAAAGGUGACUUGACCGAGACAAACCUUGAACAAAUUCCCGAUGUUUCUGCUCCUGCUCCCACCGCAACUGCUGCUAGCACCGUUGGCAGCGGCAUUGACCCCGCCGCCGCUGCUGCAAGCGGCACUCCUUCUCGUGCUCCUCCCUCCAGUCUUCCUGGUAGCGCAUACAAGCAAGGUGUUCGGGCGCCUGGUUUCCAACGCCGUGUUAUGGAGCAGCAGCAAGCUGUUGUCAUGCCUGGGAAUCAUGCGGUCGACCGUGCUGCCGUGCAAUUUGGUAGCAUGGGACUGAACGGUGACUCUGUGGACAUUGAUGAGAACCGUGAGGAGGCCGAGACUCGCACUCAACCUCCUCAGCACUCUCCUGUUGCCCCCCGUGCGGCUCUCCCACCUACGUCUCAAGGUUCCGCCGAGACUGGCGCCGCCCGUCCCGCUCCGGGUCUGCCUCCAGUCCCCCAGGCCUCUGUCGGCGACUCUUCAUUCUCUGAAUUUGGACGCUACUCUGAGGCCCAAAAGCCAUACGAUCCUUUCAACCCUCAAAUCAGCCAGCCUCAGCAACAGAUCCCGGAGCCCUUCGCCAAUCAGGCCCCUGCUCAGCCUGCUGCCACAACCGGCAGCGAAUACGCUCCCUUUUAUGCCGCAGAUCAGCGAUUCCCUUACUAUAACAACAACUACGGCUCCUACGGACAGUCCCAGGAUGCUAGUGCUGCUCCUCGGGCUGCUCCUGGAUUCGGUGUUUCUGGUGCCGAGGCUGCGCCUCAAGUUCCUGCCAGCCAGGCUCCCACUCGCUACGGCCCUGUUGAUGCUACUAACAGUGGUCACAACACUCCUAACCCUACCCUCCCUGGCGCGACCCAGGCCCCUGCUGCCCAGCAGCAUAUGGCUGGUCAGAGUGCUUACGGCUACGGCUACAACCCUUACUACUCCAGCCCUCACUACGCUCAGUACAUGAACCAGAUGAACCAGCAACAGUACGGCCGGAGCCGCCCGAUGUAUGAUGAUGCUCGUCGUUAUGAUGAACAGCAGCAGCAGCAACAACAACAACAACAGCAACACUACGGUAUGCCACACAACAACCAGUAUGGUUACGGCAACCAGUAUGGUCCUUACGGUGGCAAGGGUGGCAUGUAUGGUCAGCCUCACGGCGGCUUCUCUUACGACCACGCCUCCUCUCCCGCCAACACUGCUGCUAGCUUUAACCAAACCGCUGCCCCUGGACGUGACUCCGUCUACAGUGCUCGCACUAGCUCUGCCCAGCCAGCCGAUAGCCAGCAGUCCGCUACUGGUGCCAAUGCCUUCAGCACCGGAAUGUCGGACGUCUUCGCUCGUUCCCAAGCUGGUGGAUUCGGUCAAACACCCUCAGUCGCUCAACAGCCCCCUGUGGCCACCGAAGAGACCAAGGGCUUUGAGGCACCCAAGGCCGGUGGCCCCAGCCCAUCUCUGACUCAGGCUAAUCGCCCCGGCUCUGCCACCAACAAUGUCCCCGGCCAGGCCCAGGGUCAGACCGGCCUUCCUCAGCAGGGUCAGCAAGCCUUCGGUGGCUACGGUCACCUUAACCCGCAGUAUGCUGGUCUUGGUGGACUUGGUGGUCACCAGGGAAAUGCUUCGCAGACUGGCGGUUAUAACUAUGGGGCUGGCUUCGGUAACUACUACGGAAACAACCGUGGUGGCUGGGGUAACAACUACGGCCACUAA